Colias croceus (clouded yellow) is the source of this 1674-nucleotide messenger RNA. RefSeq lists its product as uncharacterized. Lineage: Eukaryota; Metazoa; Arthropoda; Insecta; Lepidoptera; Pieridae. The record is from RefSeq and is a predicted model, not a curated record. The transcript has a single exon. Bases 338 to 1549 code for a protein of 403 amino acids.
UAGCUAGUAAUACACGACUACGUAUUCGUUCCAAACGACUUUUUUUCAAAAUUGGCUGCAUAAUAUUGUUGUUUAGGUUACAUAUUAUAUAAAUUUAUAGUGAGUGUGCUGUUUCAUAUUUAUUUAUAUGUUAAAUUGUACAAAUUUAUGUAGCUUUGUACCUAAUAUUAUGUAUGUCGCUAAAGAGUAUCAAUGUUUCAAUCUGUCACAUUAUGCAUUGCUUUAUUGUACUAUAAUAUUAAUUAUAUUAUGUACGUUGGAGUUCUACUACGUGCAACGACGUGUUUCAUGAUUUGAAAAUAUUCAACACCUAUUAUAUGAAUUUGUAGAUAUCACUAUGGACGUGGAGGAAGCUCUCGCGGUUGGCGAUCCGGUGGUGCUGCAGUACGGCAAGCAGUGCACGCGCCUGCUGCGGCGCGUGGCGCAGCAGGCGCGCGUCGAAGUGGCCCGCCAGGACGUGCUGCGCGAGGCCGACUGUAACUACUAUUGCAAGCGCGUGGCCCGUUACACUGGGUUCGGUAUCGACCAAUUGAAGGACAUCAAUUCGAAGAAAAAUAUAAAAGGACGUUUAAAUACGAAAGAAAUCGAUAGAAGUACGAUACAGACGACGCUGAUGACGCAUUAUUUGGUUUACAAAAAUAUGCCCUCGACUACCACUCUGUUCAACGCUUUAUGGCCUGCGUUGCCAGCCUACGCUAAUAUCGACUACUUUCGACGCAUCCUUGUGAAAAUGGGCUAUUGUUGGAAGAGAAUCGGAGGUAAACAGAAUAAUAGUGUCAUUGUGGAACAUCCAAAAAUAAAAUUUGAACGAUACUGGUAUUUAAGUAAAAUCACCGAGCACCGUAAAAAUCACAGACCACUGUGUUUCAUCGGUGUGGCGAUAACCAAAAAACGUGACCCGGAUUGGAAAUACGGCACAGGGCUGCACUUGGCGUAUGCCAUCGUCGAAAAUCAACUCGUAUGCUCGAAACUGUUAAAAGAAUUAAACGAAGAUACAAUCGAGGAGUGGUUUUUACAAACGGUCGUUCCGAACCUGAAAGAGCACAGCGUAGUCGUUUUCAAUGAUCGUGAACACGUUUCGAGACGGAUAUGCCCUGUUCCCACUUUAGAUAGCAAUGAAAAUGAAAUAAUAGAAUGGCUAGAUUUUCAUAACGUGCCAUAUUAUAAUAAAGCUCUGUCCAAGUGGGCUCUGUACACCCUCGUCGAAAAAUAUACAGACGUACACGAGGAUCUGUACGCGAUCGACGUGCACGUCAAGAGGCACGGGCACGACGUGCUGCGCACACCUGCGUGCAUCAGGGGCGUGGCGCCGACGAGCCUGGUGGAGCGCGCGCUGGCCUCGCUGUGCCCCGCGGAGGUGCGCGCCUCCGUCACCGCGCAGCUGCUGGCCGAGCGCGACGAGCUGGUCGCCCAGGAGGAGGCGCGCCUGCUGCACCAAGAUAUCCAGCUGGACAAGGUGUGGAGUGCGUUGCUCGACACCGUGGCCAAACAGGAAAGUAACGGUAUAGAAAUCGAUGAUUAUUUACCAGAAUUGAGCGAUUCCGACUGAAUAAAUCGAUGUUGAUGCGUGAUGGACAAAUAUAAAAUAUACUAAUAAUCUGUCUCUUUAGUAUUUUUUGUGCCUUUAAUUUUUAAAUUUGUCUCUAUGUUCAGUGAAUAUAUUUUUUGUAAGAG